Messenger RNA from Aspergillus heteromorphus CBS 117.55, 2313 nucleotides. Its product is annotated as Metallo-dependent phosphatase. Gene Ontology annotation, biological process: fungal-type cell wall organization; calcineurin-mediated signaling. The transcript is spliced from 5 exons. The coding region runs from base 188 to 1870 and encodes 560 amino acids. Gene Ontology annotation, molecular function: calmodulin-dependent protein phosphatase activity; calmodulin binding. Gene Ontology annotation, cellular component: calcineurin complex; cytoplasm. Lineage: Eukaryota; Fungi; Ascomycota; Eurotiomycetes; Eurotiales; Aspergillaceae. The record is from RefSeq and is a predicted model, not a curated record.
CUCCAUCGUGCUUCUCUUUCCAGUCGGCAAGCCUCCAGACCGUGUGUGAAAUCCAAUCCCGCCGCCGCUAAACCCCCACCAACGUCGGCCUCCGCACCGUCGCUCUUCCCCUUUUCCUCCCCCUCUCGCAUCCCCCGGGGCACGACCUUCUUGCGAUUCCCCCAGAUCCAGGAUAUCUCGAGCCACCAUGGAUCGGGCCAUCGCGCGUGCGGUGACGGAGAAAAAGCCGGUCCCGGAGAUCGACUUCACGCUACAUGUGAUGGAAGAUGGCACCCAGGUGUCCACCACGGAGCGUGUAAUCAAAGAGGUGCAAGCGCCGGCGUUGAACACCCCGCCCGACGACAUGUUCUGGUCUCGUGAAGACCCGUCCAAACCCAAUCUUCAGUACCUCAAGCAACACUUCUACCGCGAAGGCCGUCUCACUGAGGACCAGGCGCUAUGGAUCAUACAGGCCGGCACGCAGCUGCUCCGGGCCGAGCCCAACCUGCUGGAGAUGGAUGCGCCCAUCACCGUGUGCGGUGACGUCCACGGCCAAUAUUACGAUCUGAUGAAGCUUUUCGAAGUCGGCGGCGAUCCCUCCGAGACGCGGUACCUGUUCCUCGGUGACUAUGUGGAUAGAGGUUACUUCAGUAUUGAGUGCGUCCUGUAUCUCUGGGCUCUCAAGAUCUGGUAUCCAAACACGCUGUGGCUGCUGCGGGGCAACCACGAAUGUCGCCACUUGACGGAUUACUUCACCUUCAAGCUCGAGUGCAAACACAAAUACAGCGAGCGCAUUUACGAGGCUUGCAUCGAGUCCUUCUGCUCGCUGCCACUGGCGGCGGUCAUGAACAAGCAGUUCCUCUGUAUCCACGGCGGUCUGAGCCCGGAACUGCACACGUUGGAAGAUAUCAAGGCGAUCGAUCGCUUUCGGGAGCCCCCGACUCACGGCUUGAUGUGCGACAUCCUUUGGGCCGAUCCCCUGGAGGAGUUUGGACAGGAGAAGACAGGGGAUUACUUCAUCCACAACAGCGUUCGUGGAUGCUCGUAUUUCUUCUCAUACCCCGCGGCGUGCGCUUUCCUCGAAAAGAACAACCUCCUCUCCAUCAUUCGGGCGCACGAGGCCCAGGACGCCGGCUACCGCAUGUACCGCAAGACUCGGACGACAGGCUUCCCCAGUGUGAUGACGAUCUUCAGCGCACCCAACUACUUGGACGUCUACAACAACAAAGCGGCCGUCCUAAAAUACGAAAACAACGUGAUGAACAUCCGCCAAUUCAACUGCACACCUCACCCCUACUGGCUGCCGAACUUCAUGGACGUGUUCACCUGGUCCCUUCCCUUCGUUGGUGAGAAAAUCACGGACAUGCUCAUUGCCAUUCUCAACACCUGCUCCAAAGAGGAGCUCGAAGACGACACCCCGACGUCGUCGGUCUCGCCCACCGCCCCCACUUCUCCCCCUGUGGCCAUGGAUGUCGAGAGCAGCGAGUUCAAGCGCCGGGCUAUCAAGAACAAAAUUCUGGCCAUUGGUCGUCUGUCGCGUGUGUUCCAGGUGCUGCGUGAAGAGUCCGAGAGAGUCACCGAACUCAAGACCGCGGCUGGCGGUCGUCUGCCGGCGGGUACUCUGAUGCUGGGCGCGGAGGGAAUUAAGCAGGCUAUCACCAACUUCGAGGAUGCCCGCAAGGUCGAUUUGCAGAACGAGCAUCUGCCUCCGUCCCAGGAGGAGGUCAUCCGGCGGAGUGAAGAGGACAGACGGAUUGCCAUGGAGCGCGCUCACCACGAGGCCGAAAACGACGCGGGUCUGGCGACUGUGGCUCGGCGGAUCAGCAUGUCGGCGGGAUCGGGAAAGACCCGACGACAACGGGAUGCCAACCGGGAUUCCCGAGAAGCAUGAUCCAUCCGGCGGUGACGCGAGGUGCUCCAUCUCGAUUCAGCAUUUCCUUCGAAGCGGCAUUUGGCAGACGUUUUCCCUGCAGCAGACCGCCACCCGACUCUGUCUGUAUAGAGCGAAUCAAACUCCGGGGUCCUAGACCACUUGUCUCAUCAUGAUUCUUGUCUCCAGGGAAGAGAUUACUUACUGUAUUGCAUAAUGGAGAGAACGUGGACCAGGAGGCUGUCAUGUCAUGUGAUGUGAUUCCUUCCCACUGCAGCAUUUGCGAGGCGUCCGUGACGUCUCGCCCAUGAGUUGAUGAAUCGAUACACCAUGAAUUCUGCUCGUUGUCGUCCUUGUCUGUUUGUUUGGGUUUUUGAUUCUCCCCCUCUUAAAAAUAUUAUUUUUCCACAGACGAGACGUAUUAUGGAUUGGGAAUGGGGAUUGUUCCCAAGCUCUAUGGUUAU